GAUACCUAGAUAAGUUACAGCAAGAUGGCAUCGCCUGGGCAAUGCAACUAUGCAUCCGCUAAUUAUUAUCUCGAUUCCCUGAUCCAGUACAGAAAUUCGUUAGGACUUCCUGCCCUGACAAUUCACUGGGGUCAAUGGGGGUCGGUUGGACUUGCCGCAAACAUUAAGCAUUCGAUUCUAAAACCUUUCACAAUUAAUCAAGGGCUUGCUGCAUUGGAGUAUGCAAUGAUAUCCCACAAAACUCAAGUGAUCCCAUAUGAGGCCGACCUGAGUACCGCUAAAAAAGUCUUGGCUUCUGCAAGAGGAAUACUUUUCAACAUUAUGGACUCAUCGGUAGUUUCUGCUUACCAAAUAGACGGUGAAAAAUUUUGGAUCGAGUACGAUUCAGCGAGUGGAGUGGAUGCGCACAACGAGAUUUUGCAAAAAUAUAUCAAACAAAUCAUACGGAUUACAUUGAAAAUGAACGAAAAUGAAAAAAUUGAUAACCACGCCAGCUUUCAGGAUUUGGGCAUGGACUCGAUAAUGAUGGUCGAGAUGAAGAAUGGAUUACAAGCAUCAGUUGGAAAACGAGUCAAAAUAUCAAUUAAUUCAGUCAAAGACUGUAGAACCGUAUCAGAGUUAUCAGCUCGCUUGGUCGACAUCAUUUCGGGAACCGAACCGAUUACAAUUUUGACACGUGAUCAAAUCAGGGAAUUAGUUUACUACGAUGCAAAAUUACCAGAUAAUAUUCAAAUCGGUUGCAAUCUAGCCUUAACAUUAUGCCCACUAAGCAAAAUUUCGACGAUUUUGAUAACUGGAGCAACAGGAACCCUUGGGCCUUAUAUACUACGUGACCUGAGGCAGAACUAUCCAUCAAUUAAAAAAGUCUAUUGUCUGAUGAGGCUGAGCUCCUUAAGUUCGAGUGAUGAUCGUUUCCUUCGUUAUUUACAGAACAAAAAUUUACUUUCGCUAGACGAGUUGGAAAGUUGGGUAGAAACCAUACCAGGGGAUGUGACAAAGGAGUUGAUGGGCAUGAAUUCUACGACAUAUUCAAAAAUUUCUUGUGAAGUUGAUGCGCUGUUUAAUUUAGCAGUUAGUGCUUCGCUGCCAGAAAGAUACAGUGCCACUAAAAGCCUGCAUAGCAGUAGAAUCAUCAAUGUACAAGGCUGCAAGAACGUGCUCGAAUUGGCUGUGGCGAAUAAGCUGAAAUAUGUUUACCAUGUCUCAAGCAUUGGAGCGGAACACGAAUUGGAUGAGGACGAGAUAUAUAAGGAGACCUGGCCUAAUCUGGGUCAAGUGGACCAGUUUACCAAUUCUGCCUAUAUAAUUUCCAAAUUAAUCUGCGACAACCUAAUAGAACAAGCGGUAGCUCGAAGUAUUCCUUGCAAGGUAUUUAGGAUGCCAAAUAUUGGAGGGGAUAGCAAAACUGGUGGAAAUGUUCCCUUGAAAGUUUCCAAAUGAUGCGCCUGAUGACCUAUAUGUACCUUGGUUUUAUGCCGGCCGAGAACGUUCCCCUCUGCGUGAUGCCGGUCGAUCUGUGUGCAGAAUAUUCGCUUAGACUGUUCUUUAUGGAGAGCACACCGUGUGAAAUAUACAACGUGAUCAACCCCGAGUUAGGUGACGAGCGUGAAUUUGACGAAGUAGCCAAAGAACUCGGAGUUAAUUUGGAUGUCCUCGAACCAGACGAGUUUUUUGAACGAGUAAAGAAAUUGAACGACGACAACUCCCCAAUGAACGAGUUUAUAAAGCAUGCAAUAGGGUACGAAAGUGAUCAUAGAAAACUGCUUGACAAUCCUCCUGCGUUUUACGUCCCCUUCCUUAGAGGAAAGAAGGAUAUCACAUGGAGCAAAAAGUUGGCACGAUUUAUUCCUGAUGUUUACCCGUCCAAGAUAAUUCCCUCGUGGGACAUACUUCGUAAAGAUUUGGCUUUGGCAAAGAAAACAGGAAUUUUUGACAAGUAUAAGAUUAAUUAUUCGAAAUAGCUUUUUCAUUUGCCACCUUUCUUCAGUUGAAUUGGUUUAGUGCUUGCCAAUAUAUGUUACAUCAUACUUGCACUUUCAAUGUCAAUAAAUUCUUAUCUACAUAUUUACAACCAGAUAAGAAAUUUUUCUAAUGUAAGCUUACAUUCCUAUCAAUGUAUCGUGCUUAUGUAAAAGAAAUGUCUAAUUUCUUUUACAAAUUAACCAAAUUAAGACAAAACUUUUGUCGUCCUUAAUGUUUAAAUAUAAAUAAAUCACAAAUAAAUAAUUCAGAUUUAAAUUUAUGUAUAUGUACAUGUAGUAAUGAAAUUUAUAUUCGACACAAAGCCACUUCCACACAUCUCCUUGGCUUGUUACUUAUUUACUUGGAGAUAUAUAAACUAUCGAGGCAAUAAUCAUCAUCACAUUAAUCUUAAAAUUGAGCAACUAAAAAAUUUUCAGCAGUUCCAACAUCAUUUGUUUCUUCUUUACGCCAUAAUUAAUUAAUUAGUCGGGCAAAACUCAGGCUUUAUUCCUUAGAAAAAUACGGGAUGUGUGGAAAUGCCGGGUUCAAAAAAAUGUUUGUCUAAAAACGUGUUCCUGAAAUUAUUAUGUAGAAUAUGUCUUAACUAAUUCCAAAUUUAAAUUGUUAAUGAAAUAAAAUAAAAUC
Molecule: messenger RNA, 2607 nt
Organism: Folsomia candida
Lineage: Eukaryota; Metazoa; Arthropoda; Collembola; Entomobryomorpha; Isotomidae
Product: probable polyketide synthase 44
Exons: 2
Coding region: 25-1440 (471 amino acids)
Biological process (GO): fatty acid biosynthetic process
Molecular function (GO): phosphopantetheine binding; fatty acid synthase activity
Source: RefSeq, a predicted model, not a curated record